AUGGAAGUUGGGAGUGCCGCCGUGGGUACCUUGCAGGACGCCCUCCAGAGCGAGGAGGCACUGCUGCUGCCACAGCCGCAGGCGCUAAACUCUGCACCACCGCUGCCGCGCCGCACAAAGCUGGUGUUCUUAUACAGCAGUGACGAUGAAGACGAUGGCGACGGCGAGGUGCUACGAAACGGGAAGGCGGCCGUAGAGGAGGCGGCGGUGCUGAACCCACCACCGGAGGAGCUCCACGCGAUGCGGCGUGAGGCGGAGGAAGCGGAGAAGACGAAUUCGGGUGCUGCUCUUGACGAGAUGCCGCUGUUCAUGGAAGAUACAGCGGGGGAGGCUGGUGCGCUGGAGCCAUUGGUCCCGCGUAGCCGCGUGAAGGUGGUGGACGCACUGCCGCUCCGCGACGGUGGCGGGGCUGGCAACAACGGCGCCCCGUUGCGGCGGCAUUUGAGCGUGGAGGAGGCGGAGCGGCUCUCUCACGCCCGUAAACGUUUCCGUGAGGAGGAAGAGAGGGACGUGGAUGACGACGUUGCGACCGACAGUGAGAGAGUGGUGUGCGAGCCGCGGCCGGUAGUCGAUGACGAAGGGCUUGUACGGGCUGUGGAGGUUGGCGGCUACCAGCUGACCGUUGACGAGGGCGAGCUGCAGGACUCCGGCGAGGAGGGCGGAGAGCGGGAAGGGGAGCCGGGNCAGCGGGGCGACGAGGAUGACGGCUAUGUGCUCGACGACGAUGAUAAUGGCGACGACGAAGACGAGGAGGAUGAGGAGGAUGAGGAACUCGACGCGGCGCUGGUCGUUGCAGUUGUGGAGCAGUUAAUCCGCUGCUGUGAGAGCGACGAGCUUGACGAGGCGCUGCGUGACGACAGCCGCUCCUUCCUCGAGCGGGCGAAGCCGUGCUUGGAGCAGCUGAACGCCGGCGAGCUUGACCCGUUUGCCUUCGGCGAGGCGAUGCGCAGCGACAUCUUGCGGCUGCAGCGCGCCUUCCGGCGGUCCUGCCGACCCAAAGACGCGCCCAUCGUUAUUGACGGCGUUGUAAUGGACAUGUGA
Molecule: messenger RNA, 1041 nt
Organism: Trypanosoma grayi
Lineage: Eukaryota; Euglenozoa; Kinetoplastea; Trypanosomatida; Trypanosomatidae
Exons: 1
Coding region: 1-1041 (346 amino acids)
Source: RefSeq, a predicted model, not a curated record